AUGGCAGGGUGGAACGAUCUACCAGCAGAGAUCAGGCUGAUGGUCCUGCGGAUGGCCACGAACGACAAGAAGCUGUCGAAUUAUACCACCGUGUGCAAAGAAUGGCAGCCCGUCUUCGAGAAGGCCAAUUUCCGCGCCAUCACCUUGUUGGAUGAUGAAGUGUCCGAGCUCAACAACAUCCUCCAAGGCAGGCGGAGAACGUGGCUUCGUCGCGUCUGCUUCCACAUCAGGCUCCCCCGCUACAGGAAGAAGCUAUCCCGCGAGCCCGAGACCGAGGAGGAGCAGGAUGCAAACAACGCCGCCUUCACCAAUUCCCUCUGGCAUCUGUUCGAGGUACUCGCCGCCUGGGACCGUGCUCGAGUCGAGUCCGGACCGAGCCCCGGCCUCGAGCUGGAACUGCAGGUCUAUUCACCCAGCGACCCGAAGAAACUGACGGGCGAGGCUUUAUUGAGGGAUGAUGGAGAGAACCGCUUCUUCGACUCGGAUCUCGAUCUCGACUUCGACGACAAGGCGUCGCUCGGCGGCCCCUGCGGACUCCCCGAGGUCGAGUCAGUCACCGGUUUCCGGUUUCUACGCCGCAACCGCCGUAGCCUGACACCGGCAGCCUUUCUCUUCAUCAUCUCGAGUCUGCCCAGCCUGACCGACAUCAAACUCGAGCCGUGGCACCAGGUGGACCAACACGGGCAGGAAACCCUUGAUCGAGAAUCUGCCGUGCACAUGCCGUUCUGGCCGGCAACGCUCAAGAAGGUCAGCAUAUUCGAGCACUUCGAUGCCUUUCGCCGCGAUCCGGAAGAAGUCCAGGAAAAAUGCCCGCAACUGGGUCGUAAUUUGUACAGACUUAGCCUUCGCCUCGAGGAGUGCUACAUCGCCAAAUUUGCCGAUGCUUGGGACUUCUUUGAGCCCUUCUUUGGCCAACAGCCCAGUCCCGGAGUCCGAGGCUGGGACCACCUCUGCCGGCUGUCACUGACAUCGACUUUCAUCGAUGAGCGGGAAGAUGGCGAGUCGCUCAAUGCGCUUCUCCUAGCCGCGGGCCGCGCCGCCCGGUACAUGCCCCAACUGCGCCUGUUCGAGCUGUGGAACGCCGAGUCGUACGGGGCGGGUGUGUUUCUCUACUCGGGCAUCUCGGAGCUGGCGACGUUGACCUGGAAGAGCACCUGGGAGUUCAGGAUGGAUGACGGAGUGAAAGCAAGGUGGAGGGAUGCGGCGCGCAAGCAUGCUGGAAAGGACCUCGUCGUCGAGCCCGAGGAACUGCUGGUGAACUACAGGGGCCCCAUGAGAUUCAUCCAUUUCAAGUUGGCCACCCGAGGUCUGAUCCUCGACCCGACCUCCUCUACGGAUAUGAUGGGGAAGGCGGCCUUUCCGCCUUCGGUUUGGUAA
This is a messenger RNA of Anthostomella pinea, 1377 nucleotides long. The record is from the annotation of a GenBank genome assembly. NCBI's taxonomy places the organism in Eukaryota, Fungi, Ascomycota, Sordariomycetes, Xylariales, Xylariaceae.